GCCAGCUGCCAAGGCGGCAAAGCUUCCCAGUCCUCCCCUGGUGCUUGGUCCAGAGUGGCGGCCAAAAGAGGGCUCUGUGCCCAGCCCGAUGAAGACGCUACUGACCAUCCUGGCUGCGGGGUCCCUGGUCGCUCACAUUGCUGAGGACACCUCGGAUCUCCUUCAGCACGUGAAGUUCCAGUCCAGCAACUUCGAGAAUAUCCUGACUUGGGACAGCGGGCCGAGGAGCACCCCAGACACAGUCUACAGUGUGGAGUAUAAGACGUACGGGCAGAUAGCGUGGCUGGCGAAGAAGGGCUGCCAGCGAAUCACCAGGAAGUCUUGCAACCUGACCAUGGAGACAGGCAGCCUCAUGGAGCUCUACUACGCCAGGGUAACUGCCACCAGCGCCGGAGGCCAGUCAGCCACCAAGAUGACCGACCGGUUCAGCUCACUGCAACACACUACCAUCAAACCACCCGAUGUGACCUGUAUCCCCAAGGUGAGAUCCAUUCGGAUGAUUGUUCACCCCACCUGCACUCCCCUCCGCUCAGAGGACGGCCACCGGCUAACCCUGGAGGACAUCUUCCAGGACCUGUUCUAUCGCUUAGACCUCCGGGUCAACCAGACGUACCAAAUGCACCUUGAAGGAAACCAGAGAGAAUACGAGUUCCUUGGCCUGACCCCUGACUCGGAGUUCCUCGGGACCAUCACGAUCUCUGUUCCAACCUGGUCCAAAGAGAGUGCCCCCUACAUGUGCCGUGUGAAGACACUGCCAGACCUGACGUGGACCUACUCCUUCUCCGGGGCCUUCCUGUUCUCCCUGGGCUUUGUGGCCGCCGGGCUCUGCCUCCUGAGCUACAGAUACAUCACCAAGCCGCCUCAGCCCCCCAAGUCCCUGGACGUCCAGCAUGUGCUGACCUUCCAGCCGCUGCAGUUCAUCCAGGAGCACGUCCUGAGCCCCGUCUGCGACCUCAGAGGCCCCAGCAGCCUGGCCCAGCCUGUCCAGUACUCCAGAGUCAUGGUCUCUGGACCCAGGGAGCACCCAGGAGCCCCGCCGCCACUGCCCAACCCGUCUGAGAUCGCCUACCUCAGGCAGCCGGACAGCUCCGCCCUGCAGCCCUCCAGGGCGCCGCCUCGCCAGGCACCCUCCCCGCUGUCCUACGCUCCGCAGGCCGCCCCCGAGGUCAGACCCCCGUCCUACACACCUCAGGCCGCCCCGGACAGCUGGCCUCCCUCCUACGGGCUGUGCGUGGAAGACUCUGGCAAAGACUCCCCACCUGUGACACACUCCAGUCCCAAACACCUCAGGCCUAAGGGUCAGCUCCAGAAAGAGCCACCAGCUAGAAGCUGCACCACGGGUGACCUUUCUCUGCGGGGGGUGGCCUCCUUGGCUGCGGAGGAGCCCAAAGAAGCAACAUCUCUCCAGCCGUCCCUGUGUGCUGACACAGACGGCGCACCUGACAUUGACGCGUUGCACAAGGCACAGCCAGGGACGCCGGGCUACCUGAAGAGCCGGCUGCCCCUCCUCUCCUCUGUCCAGAUAGAGGGCCACCCGGCGCCCCUCCCUUUGCACACUCCAUCCCUCCCGUGUUCUCCCACGGACCAGGUGUCUAGUCCCUGGGGCCUGCUGGAGUCCCUCGUGUGUUCCAACGACGAGGACCCGGUGCCCGGGACUGAGGCCAAGAGCGUAGCCCCUCGGGCCUCGGGCCCAGAGCAGCCCGCAGAGCUGGACUCUCUUUUCAGAGGCCUGGCCCUGACUGUGCAGUGGGAUCCCUGAGCGGCCAGCGGGCAGGUCUGGGCCUUCCUGCUUAUCCCCCACUGGGGCUGCGCACACAGCCCAGCCUCGGGGGUGACCUGGAGAGAACUGGAGGACGGGGACACUGGGUCCCUGCCGUGGUUGGAGCAAAGAGGUGCAACGAGGACUCCAUACAGGGAGUUACGGGUGGUGUCGUGUGUAAAUGUGUGUGCACGCAGCGUAUGCACGCAGAGCUCUGCAAGGCAGGACGGGACAGUCGGAGCUCGGGAGUGAAUGCAGAGAGACCUCCCGAGAUCCAGCACCCAGCUCCUAAUAGCACUGGUCACGAAAUCCUCCUGGAGCUCACCCCUCCUCCCCCGACUCCUGGCCAGGUUGAUAAUCUGAUCCGACAAAGAGGGAGGCCUCUGCCACUUCUGUGACUGUGCGUGAGAAAAGGAGCCUGAACUGGAUGCCUCCUAGCAGGCUGGGCAGAACCAGAAUGACCUGCACUUCUGCCAAGGCCAGAGGCAGCGCCAUUGCAAGACUCCAGGGAGGGGUGCAGCCUGGGGCUCAUUCCCAGCCGGGGCUGCUGCCUGAAGUUGCACCAUUUCUACUUCAUUCCUCUGCUAGAGGCUGUAUGUGUCCCAGGUGAAACGCAGGUCCGCCAGUGAGGGUGAGCACGUAAGCCUUUUCUGUUGCAGCAGUUUCAGACCCGGAUCUGAGAGCAGGGUUUGAAAGGAACUCAGGGAUGUGGGGCCCCCACACCCCCGGAGACAUAACCAACAAACUGUGCUGACUCUUCACAACUUUGGAAACUCAGCCUUAGGUUCAGCGCAUCUGGACCCAAAUUCCAGCCUCACCAUUUACCAGCUACAUGACUUCAAGCAGAUGAAUGAAUCACUGCUCAGAACCUCAGUCUCCUCAUUUGUAAAUGGGGAGAAUAACGCCUACCUCACUGGGCAGUGGUGAGGAUGGAAUUAAAUAACAUCUGUAAAGUGCUUACUAGUGCUCGACCUAUGGGCCGUGCCCAAUAAAUGCGAGCUAUUUCCUGUU
Messenger RNA from Phyllostomus hastatus (greater spear-nosed bat), 2770 nucleotides. RefSeq names its product interleukin 22 receptor subunit alpha 1 (gene IL22RA1). Bases 89 to 1759 code for a protein of 556 amino acids. Gene Ontology annotation, molecular function: protein binding. The record is from RefSeq and is a predicted model, not a curated record. Lineage: Eukaryota; Metazoa; Chordata; Mammalia; Chiroptera; Phyllostomidae. The transcript is spliced from 7 exons.